Salvelinus fontinalis (brook trout) is the source of this 7981-nucleotide messenger RNA. RefSeq names its product FERM and PDZ domain-containing protein 1-like. Lineage: Eukaryota; Metazoa; Chordata; Actinopteri; Salmoniformes; Salmonidae. Gene Ontology annotation, molecular function: protein binding. The record is from RefSeq and is a predicted model, not a curated record. The transcript is spliced from 17 exons. Gene Ontology annotation, cellular component: cytoskeleton. Bases 1189 to 6492 code for a protein of 1767 amino acids.
UAACAGGUGUGCCUUGUUAAAAGUUAAUUUGCAGAUUUUCUUUCCUUCUUAAUGCGUUUGAGCCAAUCAGUUGUGUUGUUACAAGGUACGGGUGGUAUACAGAAGAGAGUCCUAUUUGGUAAAAUACCAAGUCCAUAUUAUGUCAAGAACAGCUCAAAUAAGCAAAGAGAAACGACAGUCCAUCAUUACUUUAAGACAUGAAGGUCAGUCAAUCCGGAAAAUUUCAAGAACUUUUAAAGUUUCUUCAAGUGCACUCGCAACAACCAUGACGUGCUGAAAAACCAUCAAGCGAUGAAACUGGCUCUCACGAGGACCGCUACAGGAAAGGAAGACCCAGAGUUACCUCUGCUGCAGAGGAUAAGUUCAUUAGAGAUACCAGCCUCAGAUAUCGGAAAUUAACUGCACCUCAGAUUGCAGCCCAAAUAAAUGCUUCAGAGAGCUCAAGUAACAGACACAUCUCAACAUCAACUGUUCAGAGGAGACUCCAUGAAUCAGGUCUUCAUGGUCGAAUUGCUGCAAGGAAACCACUACUAAAGGACACCAAUAAUAAUAAGAGACUUGCUUGGGCCAAGAAACAUGAGCAGUGGACAUCAGACCGGUGGAAAUUUGUACUUUUGGGUCACAUGCUUCCCACCGUGAAGCAUGGAGGAGGAGGUGUGAUGGUGUGGGAGUUCUUUGCUGGUGACAUUGUCUGUGUUUUAUUUAGAAUUCAGGGCACACUUAACAAGCAUGACUACCACAGCAUUAUGCAGCAAUACACCAUCCCAUUUGGUUUGCGCUUAGUGGGACUAUCAUUUGUUUUUCAACAGGACAAUGACCCAACACACCUCCAGGCUGUGUAAGGGCUAUUUGACCAAGAAGGAGAGUGAUGGAGUGCUGCAUCAGAUGACCAGGUCUCCACAACCACCCGACCUCAACCCAAUUGAGAUGGUUUGGGAUGAGUUGGACCGCAGAGUGAAGGAAAAGCAGCCAACAAGUGCUCAGCAAAUGUGGUAAAUCCUUCAAGACUGUUGGAAAAGCAUUCCAGGCGACUACCAGGAUUACAAAUUCUUCUUGGUCCUGAUGAUCACAAGGGCCCUCUUCCACCUCUUGUCGGCCAAUCCCGAUGGGGCUCCGGAGCUGAUGUCACAGAUGGCCCGAGGAUUUUCAUGUUCGGGAAUCCAGAAGAUACAAGCAAUACCACGUUAAAUGGAGGAGAAAGAGAGGAGUAGGAGUCGGUCUCUGUCUCGUAGCCGUAGGGCCACCCGGGUGCAGCAGGUGGUGGGGACAUUGAUCAGACGCACCCGCGAAUCACUCAGCAGAGAGCGGAUCCUUGGGGAUGGGAGGUCCAACCGGUCUGGCAGCGUGACCAGUCAGAACUUCCCGGUGAGGCUAACGGUUCAGAUCGUCAGAGACCCGGUGUUGGACUCCAGCGGUCAUGGGUUCUCCCUCUCCAAACAGCACCCUCUGCUGGUCAGGGACGUGGCUACAGGAGGCCCAGCAGAUGGGAUACUGUACCCUGGAGACCAGGUGAUACAGAUCAAUGACCUGCUGGUGGACCAUCUCAGCUAUGAACAACUGCAAGACAUCACCAAGGACUUGGAGGACUUUGUCACAAUGACAAUCCUAAGGAACAUGACAGGUCCUAAGUCGUCCAUCAUGUCGGCAGAGAAGAGGGCUCGUCUGAGGAGUAACCCGAUCAAAGUACGCUUCGCAGAGGAAGUGGUUGUCAACGGUCACACUCAGGGGAACUCUCUUCUGUUCCUGCCCAAUGUUCUGAAGGUGUAUCUGGAGAACGGACAGACCAAGGCCUUCAAGUUUGACACUACCACCACCGUCAAAGACAUCGUUCUGACUCUGAAGGACAAGUUGUCUCUCCGCUGCAUUGAGUACUUUGCUCUGGUGCUGGAACAGCAGUACAGCAUCACCAAGCUACUGCUGCUGCACGAGGACGAGUUCAUACACAAGGCGGUGCAGAAGAAGGAGAACAGCAGCCAUGACUACAGGUGUCUGUUCCGGGUGUGCUUCAUUCCCAGAGACCCCCUGGAGCUGCUACAGGAAGACCCCACCGCCUUCGACUACCUCUUCCUCCAGAGCGUCGGGGACGUUCUACAGGAGAGGUUUGCGGUGGAGAUGAAGUGCAACACUGCACUGCGUCUGGCUGCCCUGCACAUGCACGAGAGACUGAACAGUAUAGGCUCCACACGGACCUCUAUCAGGAGCAUCACGAAAGAGUUUGGUCUGGACAGCUUCAUCUCUCCCACUCUGCUCAGUAACAUGAGAGAGAAGGACCUGAGGAAAGCCAUCAGCUACCACCUCAAGAAGAUCCAGUCACUGCUGGAGCCACAACAGAAGGUGAUCCCAGCCACCCAGGCCCGGCUGGCCUACCUCACUCAGCUUGCAGAGCUCAUCUCCUACGGGGGCCGCUCCUACACAGCCACCAUGAUGUUGCAGGACCGGGAGGCGCUGGUCAGUCUGUUGGUGGGGGCGCGCUAUGGCCUGAGUCAGGUGGUCAACCACAAGCUCAACAUGGUGUCAACCCUGGUAGAGUUCAGCAGCAUCAGUAGAGUGGAGCUGCUCUCUGAGUCAGACAGAGUCAGCCUGCUACGCAUCUCCCUGCACGACAUCAAGCCUUUUGCCUUAUUGAUGGACUCUCUGGCAGCCAAAGACCUGGCGUGUCUACUGGGGGGCUACUGCAAGCUCCUGGUGGACCCCAGAGUGUGUGUGUUCCGUCUGGGACGCCCCAAGGUCCGGGUGCACAGGAUACCUGCUGAGGAAGGUGUGUGUGAAGGGAAGUUCGCCGUUAUAGAGGGAGUUUGCUAUGAAUCGCUGACAAGCUAUGUGUCCCGCUGCUGUAGUGACUCCGAUGACUCUUCAGAUGAGGACUACCCCGCCGAGCCUCCGCCAACGCACACCCGUAAACGCCACGCACCCGCCAGCAAAGACAGGGAGGGGUGGAGGAGAGGAAAGGAGGAGCAGAGAGGAGCGGAGGGAAAGAAAGAAAGAGCUGAAAAAGAAGACAAAGAUAAACAUGAGGUGAAGAUCAUUGUGACGUCAGAGAAGGACAUGGAAGUUGAGGAAGAGGACGGAAGAGAAGAUGGAGGAAGAGAGAUACAUCUAGGAGGUAACGCCAAUAAAGGAAGAGUGGAACAGGACAUGGUUCUGGACACUAACUGGUACCACACAGACGCGCGGGUCAACAGUAGCUUCUCCAGCCUGUCUAGUGGCUCUUUGAGUGCUGCCCUGGAGGAAAGCGGUGCCACAGCUGCAGCCAGGGGAGAGGACCCAGCCAAGGCCUCCUCUCGUGUGGACGCCUUGCGUGAGGACAGCCCCUCUCGCCGGUCCAAACAGCCGACUCGGGGGAUCACCACCCUGGAUGUCCACCAUCCGUUCCUCCUGGAGGUCACAGCUCCCUCUCCACAGCGCCAGAGAGAGGGCGCCCCCGGCAGCACGGCCUCCGCCCCCGUGCGCCCCACCAACCUGAGUUAUCGUAGCAACGAUAGCUCGUGUCUUUGCUUCGCCGAGCUUUCCCAAGGCAGCUACCUCCCCAGCCCCCCCGAGGCCACCAGCGAUGAGGAGGAGACGGAGGAAGUUGAGGAUGACGAUGAUGAGGAGGAACUGAGACGGCUCUCUAAGAUACCCAGUCAGAUAGACCUGCGCCUCAUCGACAAGAUCUGCGCCCGGUCUAACAAAACUGCUUCUAACAACAAGUUAGACAUCCCCAGAGUCAUCCCCAACCUCACCUCCUGUGAAAAGAGGACUGUUUGUAGCUCCGCCCACAAAGGGGCAGAGCGUCUAUCAAUUCACUCUGGAGAUUCCGAGCCUUUCCUAACGCCGUCCCCUAACCCUCCUGCUCCUAUUGCUAGGGAAAGUGCUUCGGAGUCAGAUGAUGAGUUCUUUGAUGCUCAGGAGCGGUUCACUCCUCCAGUUCCUUCUGAUGGUACAGAAAACAGUUUGGAUGCGGCUGACAAUAAGAGGCACAGUAAACGCUGGAGUGGUACAGGGAACGGAUUGCCAGUGGUACCGGAGAGGGAGCCUCCCUCACCCCUCAAAAAGAAGCACUCCUCCCCUGACCACAAGAAACAGCAGGAGACCCAACCAGAGCCAAAGCCCCGCUCAAACCAGGCUUCCACUCAGAGGGUUGAUGCCAAGACCAAGCCUCCACCAUUGGCCCCCAAGCCCCAGCUACCCAUAAAACCUGAACUGGCCCCCAAGCCCCAGAUGGGCCCCCAGAGGUCUCCCCAGCGCGGCGGUCCAUACUCCCACUGUAACGGAGAUGCUGCUGGAGGUCAUGCGGGCCUGCUGGAGGUAGAUACCAUGGAACCAGACACCAUGGAGUUUAAAUCAGUCACCUCGGGAGCGGGGGGGCUUCCGCUCGCCUCCCCCCUCAUCACGGCGGUACGGAAGAGCCAGCAACCCCCUGCUGGUCCAAAGGGUGUGGAGAAUGGGCCUAAGAUAGAGAACAGUUCGAAGCAAGAGAACGGUUCUAAGAACGGGACUCCCCACGUGCUUCCUAAGGACCGUGUUCCGGUCACUGCUGACAACAGGAGAGCUGAUGUUGAAACUAAUACAAACAGGGUUUCCCUGCUGAAGGGAGAGGUCAGAACGGGGGUUGGGGUGGACCCCCCAAAAAAGCUGCCAAGUUUGUCCCCCAUUCCACAUUCUGCUUCAGGAGAUGAGAUCAGGUUGAGCCUGGCCACCCCUCCACCACUCUCUCCCAAACCCUCCCCUCCUUCUCUCCAUCCCCUAUCAGUCCUCCCCAUCCCGGUCUCACCAAAUGAGAAAGAGGGGAUGUGUCCGCCGAACGGCCUCCACCCCUGGGUUAGUUGCAACGGUAGCAAUCAGACCGGGAGGAGGGUCUCUCUGAGUCAAGAGAACCUGUCGCCCAAAAAUACAGACGCCCCCCUCAGCCUGACCACCUCCCUCACCACCUCCUCUAAAGGGACAGCGGGAGACCCAGAGAGCACAGGAAAGUCAGGGUCAGGUUCAGACCUGAGGGUCAGCUCAUCCAGCCUGGGGGGACGUCUGCCUACCUCAGCCCUGAGAGGGAGGAUCCAGGCCCUGCCCUGGUACAUGACCCGCUCCCAGGAGAUCCUGGGCACCCUGGACCACUCUUCCACCAGCUCCAUCAACGGGGAUGUCACGUCCGGCUACGGCUCCGGUCUGUCAGUCAGCGGAGCCUCUGAGGUGAGCAAGGUCACUGCCCAGGCAACAGUUGGUGAGACUGCAGGGGGAAAAGGGAAGAAGGAAGUGGUGGAGGAUGGAGCCGAGGUUGUCAUAGCAACCAUCAAAGAGUUCCAGGAAGUGACUCCACGUGCGAAGGAGGCCAACGGGACGAGCGGGUCGAACCCCAACCUGACCCUGAGAGAAAACGGUGUACACGUCUCAGAACCCUACGGAUUCCUGGGGUCCUGCAAGUCGGAGCAGCCUCAGUCCAGGCCCCACUCAGAGGUGGGGUUAGGGGGCGGUUCAGGCCCGCCCCUAGAGGGGGACUCUCUGGAGCACACCUCUCCCCCGGCCCACCGUGAGGCGUGCGGCUGCCGCACAGUCUACGCCAACUGCUUCAGCGGUGACGUGGAGGACGGCUGUGGCUUCGACGAGGAGCUCACCAUCUACGAGUUCUCCAAGCGCACGCGCCCCAAACCAGCCCAUUCUACACCCCUGGCCUCCCCCACCUCCCCCAUCCCCUCCCCCAACAUCCUGUCCCUGCUGAGAGACACCCCUCGCCCCCUCUCCACCCUCUCCACCACCUCCUCAGAGCUCAGCCCACUCCUGUCCCGCCCUGUCUCCCCCACGCCCCCCAUCGGCUCCCUGCGUUCCCUCACCAACAAGCACUACGGGGGGCUGAAAGGGGGCUUCGUCUCCCUGAGACAAGACAUCAAUCAGCUCCUACUGGUCCUGGCUGGGCCACCACCAUCAUCAGAACCCUCCAAAACAGAUCAGGAUGAGGGUGGAGACAGGGGACCCAACCCAACCCAAGGGGAGGGUCCAACCGCGUGCUGUGGAGGUGCAAGUCCUCCGCCCAUGACGGAGCCUGAGAGGAAUUUACUCCAGGCGGAGGCACGACGGUUGGCAACAGGGUGCCAACGUGCCACGCGUGUGGGCUGGGCUCCAGAGGAGGCGCUUCGUUCCUUAUCCAACAGUUUCAGUGCCCUGGUGCAGCUCUCCGCAGCCUGCCUGAGAACACACCCCUGUCCUGGAUGUGACGCCUGCCGCAACGGGGGUCAGAUCCAGAGCACUGAUGAUGAUGGGGGCCAGGAGGAGGCUCUGGACAAGCUGAAGGAGAUCGUAGGGCUGUACAGGGAGUUUGUUGGGGCUGUGGAGACUGCUGGAGCUGGGGCCGGGUCUGGGUCCAGCGGUGGGACGGGGUCUGGGGAUGGACAAGGAGAGGGCGAGGGGGUGAGGCUUCUGGCCAAACGGUGCACGGUGCUCAUCUCUUCCGUCUUUGCGCUAACACAGCUGUUCAGGACGCACUCGCCGGACACGCCAGGUCACACACCUCUCAACUUUUGACCUCUGAACUUUUAGAACUCCUUCUUGCUACCAGGACUAAGGUGAUACAGUACAGUACAUACACACUUGCACAGUAAGUGCCAUGCACAUGCACACACACACACACACACACAUACAUACCAAACACAUCCCUAAAUUAUGAAAAUAACCUCUUCCACUGACUGCCAUUACUGCUAGGUCGAUGGACUCAUCUGGACUAUGCAUUUGUACAUAGGUAUUUUAUAACUAACUAUCUAUCUUCUUAUUGUAUACUGUAUGUAUGAAUUAUGUAUGUACGUAUUUAUGUAUGUAUUCAUUUCUAUGACUGUUUGCGCCAUGGUCCUUGCUGGUGUAAGACCUUAUUGAUGUUGUAGUUUCUUUUACCUCCCCCCACCUUCCGUUCCUCCUCUGGGCUGGUGUCUGCUUUAGCUGCUUUAAUGAUUCUUCGGAUCCAGUUAAAGGUGCAAUCUGUAACUUACAUUUUUCUAUUGGGAACUCUAGGAAAAAGUACAAUGAGCAUAUUAUGCCAAAUACUAAAACACAACACAAACUUUUACAUUCGUGAAGACCCACCCCUUCCGUUUACAAUCAAAUGCAAGGGGAGCACUAUUGACCGUAAAAUAAAUAAACAGAUUGCACCUUUAAGAAGAGAAAUGAACCAUGUGAAAGCUAUUUGUUUCUGUUCCAUUCCUGGCUCCUGACUGACUAGCUGUGUGCGAAUGCUUGAAUGGAGAAAACACUCAAUAACCCAAACGCUUAUAUGCAGUAAUUAUACAGUAUAUCAACUUUGAAUCCAAAGGAUACAUAUAUUUUCCGGGGGUGCAUUGCGUGGGUGGGGGAAUAGUGGAAAGGAUGUUCAUUUGGUAUUUUGUAAAAAGGUUUUGACAAGGCACAAGGAAGGCUGACUGUUAAAACAUACUAGGUGUAGCAACGAUCCAAAGGCAUUUAACACUGAGCCACAAUUUGUACUAUUUUAUUACUUCCACAUGUUUAGCUCUGCAGAUGGGCGGACUGACUGACUGAUUCGGUUUGUACCAGACCUGUAGAUAGAUAUACAUCUAUGUUUGUGUUAGUUUGAGUCUAUCUGUCCUUCCUUGGUUUAUGGCUAUGCAAACAUAACCACUACUUCCCUGUUCUCCCACAUAUCAUUCUCUGUUCCAAUUGUGUUAACAUUAAAGACAAGAAUACCUGCAUAUGUUUUAUAGUCUUUGUUACUGGAAAUACAGAGGGCUUCCGUGUAUUAUACUGGAGUGUCUGGACUAUGAUCACGGGUAUGUUCAGGAUUGCAAUGUUCUGCAACGUUGCACAUAAUCGGAUGCAACAUAUCUCAGCAGUGGCUUCUAACCUGCUGUGUUGUGAGUAAAAUGCAGAGCUGUUCUGUGACUUGGAAACUGUUCACAACUCACUGAUCCUGGACAGAGCCACAGUCAAGAUUCUGUAAACAUAUUCAAUCUGAACUUUGACUAAAUAAAUGGGUGUUUUGCCUUUUGUUUGAUGAGACACACAGCUA